Gossypium arboreum is the source of this 6558-nucleotide messenger RNA. Its product is annotated as transcriptional activator DEMETER-like. Gene Ontology annotation, biological process: base-excision repair. Gene Ontology annotation, molecular function: 4 iron, 4 sulfur cluster binding; DNA demethylase activity; DNA N-glycosylase activity. The transcript is spliced from 20 exons. Bases 411 to 6218 code for a protein of 1935 amino acids. The record is from RefSeq and is a predicted model, not a curated record. Lineage: Eukaryota; Viridiplantae; Streptophyta; Magnoliopsida; Malvales; Malvaceae.
CCCAGUUUUGUAAAACACUAAGUGGAGUGCCCAAAGUGGUAGUUUUAAAUUUGAUGAAUUAAAGUUUUUCAUUUUUUUCUCUCUCUUAUUUUUUUCUCCUGGUUUUACCAUAGAAACUGACUGGUUUUUUUCCGGCAUUGACUAUGCUCUGAAACCAAAGCUGACCCAGAACAACAUAACGGUGUUUCUGGGUUUUUUUUAUGUUGAGGAUGUUAGGUGGAGAUUGGGUGAUUUGGGAGGAAAGGAUAAAGCAAUGGGGUGGGAAUUUUUUCUUGAGAAUAUUGGAAUUUUGGUGAUUUUCCUGGAAAUUUUUCAGGAAUUGGACCUUCUUUAGAAUUUAAAGUAUUUUUUUCCAAGAAUAAAAAGUGGAAGAAAGAGCUGGUUCAAGGAUUUUUGCGUUACAAUCCAAGAUGAAUUUUGGUGAAGAUUUUUCAAUUCCACAGGGAAAAGAAUUCGAGUUUACGGGUUCUUGGAUACCGGUAACCCCACAAAAGCCUAUCCCAACAGGAUCGAAUCCGAUCCAGGUGAACGGGCAAGGGAACCAGUUUGGAAAAGAAAAUUGGCAGGAACUUGCUGAAUUUCCUACGGGAUAUGUUCAAGAUAUCCUAAAUAACAAUGGAGUUGCUCACAGUUUCAACCAGGAUCAAUAUUUUGGCAGCAUAAAUUUAGCAAAGAAUAACAGGAUGAUCAAUAACAUUGCAGGUUCUUAUAGACUUGUUCUUCAAAAUGAAAGCUCGAGUUGGAAUGAUCAUACCUGGGCAAAUCUUCUGGCAACCAGAAAUGCCGCAGAUGGUUUUGCCUCUGCAAACAGAAUCGCCAGCUUAGGCAGCGGUAAUACACUGCCAAUUCCGAAUUUGCAUCCUCAAGAAGAAAACUGGAGACGUUCCAGCUCACACCAAUCCUCAAGUUCGCACUUCAUGAGAAAUACCGACGGCUUCCUCCAGAUGCCGCAAUAUGGAUUUCCGAUACCUUCUAUGCCAAUCUGCAAUUUAAACUCACCAGCGAGGACAGAAGUCGGUGCACCCUCUCAUUUCAACACCUCAUUUCAAUCCUUGCUAGCAACACCAGAUCAAACAGAGAAGACAAGGAAGCAGAAUCCUGCAGCAGACGAAAACUCAGUUUCUGAAAAGGAGCAGGAAAGUAUAAUUGUAUGCAAUAAAAAGGAAUUUUCUCAACAGAACCGUGAUCUCUUACAGAAUAUUGUCGAUUCAUCAUCUGUGAUCAUUUCAGCACCAAUGGAGGAAAAGGACUCUGAAAGGGGAAGUGUCCAAGGUAUAGAUCUGAAUAAGACUCCCCAGCAAAAACCACCUAAACGAAGAAAACACAGGCCCAAGGUUAUUGUGGAAGGCAAACCCAAAAGAACUCCAAAGCCGACCACUACAGCAAACGUCAACUCCAAGGACAACCCAAGUGGGAAGAGGAAGUAUGUACGCAGGAAAGGUCUGACAGAACUAGCAACUCAACAUGCAGAUCCAACAAAGGCGUCUGACUCAACUGCUGGAACUCCAGCGAAGAGGAAGUAUGUACGCAAGAAAAGGCCAAAAGAACCAGCUGAUGAACUGAUAGAUUCUGCAAACAAAUCUGCUUGUGAUGCUGGGAUAACUAUUAGGGGGAAAUGCAUGCACGAGACCAACCAGAAAGAAUCAGCAAGUCCGCAAGGAGAUUGCAUAAGGGACUCUGAUCCUAGUCCCGUGUGUGCUCCAAGAUCCUGCAGAAGAGCAUUGAAUUUUGACUUGGAAAACACUGGAAAUGGAAGUCUGGCUGGUAUACUUAAUCACCAAGAGAUGCUCAGUAGUAAGUCCUCUGAAUCUCGCUCCAUGGGAUUUUCCAGUGUAGGGAAUAGUGGGUUUAAAACAAGAUUCACUACACAGUCUAAUCAACAGAGUGGAUUGGCUGUGGAAAACCCACAACUACAAGCUGAAUGUAGUCACUCCCCCUUCAUGAAGAAAAUGAUGCCAAUUGAUUACAUGUCCCUGCCAGGUAUCACAGCAGCUACAGCCUCCCGACUUCAAGCAAAGGAGCUGAUGGAAAAUGUAAAUGUCAUGGCAAGGAAUGCAAACAUGUAUGACAUUGAUUUGAACCAAAAUAGCUACAGAAAUGGGUACACUUCCGCACAGCAAGCUAUCCAAUUUGUUUCACAAAGAAGAAACUGGGAAAAUAUUGAUGGGACCAAGGAAUUCAUGUUUGAAGGACACCCUCAGUCAGUAGCAACAGUUUUGUCCAACUUUAAUGAAGGUAGGGGAUCCAAGAGAGAUCACUAUCAUGCCAUUGAGCAGGGACAAUUCAGCACAGCAGGUACUGUGAGUUCCUUGCUAUCCCAAGCGAUAUUCCAAGCGGAUGAAGGUUAUAGAAAUGGCUGCAGUAAUGAGGCAGCCUUUCCCCAGGCUUCGAAAAGAAGGAUAAUUGAGGAUGAAUUCCAUGCAUAUAAGUACGGAAUGAAGUGUUCAGUGUCGCAUGCUGCAGGACUACUUCAAACAGAAGGCACAAAUGAUGUUAAUGCAGGAAAAUUUACAUCACUGAGAGAUUGUGGAACAUCUGAUCCCCAUUUUCGAAGUGAUAGCAUAGACAGGAGAAAAGGUAGCGUGUUUAGCCAACUCACAGGGAACAGGUAUGUAAACUCUACAGCUGGUGAUCUGACUUCUUCAAAGCAAAAUAUUUUGUCCCAACUGCAUUCAGGCAUCGAAAAAGUAGGAAACAUAAAUGGGUUAGCUCUAGUCCAUAACUUAGCCACAAUUGAGAACCGCAAUCUUCUUCUACCAACUACCCCUGAGAAGGUCCCUACACCUCGAACUGGAUUGGUUGGCCAAACAUUCCAUACCAAUGUUUCAGAAAACAAGAAAAGAGAACCUGGUCUGCCCAGAAAUGUUCCAUUCACAGUUGGAAAGAUGGUGCAAGAAAAGAAACAAGUGUCUGAGAACCAGCAGUCCACCAAAGCAAGAGGGCCAUCAGCAAAACAUGUAUCUCUCAAUCCAGUCGAGGAGAUAAUUAAUAGAUUCAAGGGUCUCACUCUUGAAGAAAAGAACAACAAACCCAAGGCAGAACUGCAGAAUGCACUUGUUCUAUACAAUGGAGCUGGAACAGUUGUCCCUUUUGAGGGGUUUGAGUCUAUCAAGAAAAAAGUACGACCUAGAGUGGACCUUGAUCCAGAGACAAAUAGGGUAUGGAAUUUGUUGAUGGGAAAGGAGGGAGAAGACACUGAAGGAACAGAUAAGGAAAAAUGGUGGGAAGAAGAAAGGAGAGUUUUUCAUGGCAGAGUUGAUUCAUUUAUAGCAAGAAUGCAUCUUGUACAAGGAGAUAGGCGCUUCUCAAAAUGGAAGGGAUCUGUGGUGGAUUCUGUAAUAGGAGUCUUCCUAACCCAAAAUGUUUCCGACCACCUGUCAAGCUCUGCCUUCAUGUCUCUAGCAGCAAAGUUUCCUUUGAAGUCAUCAUGCAAAGGAGACUGCAAUGCGGAGAGAACAACAAUACUAAUUGAAGAACCAGAAGUGUGUGAACUGAAUUCAGAAGAAACCAUCAAAUGGCAUGAAAAGCCAUUCAGGCAUCAACUUGACAGCCAAAGCUCCAUGACUCCCAACAGGUCAACAGAUUACCAGAGGAACAGUGAGUAUUCAGGUAUAGAGAGAACAAGCUUUAUGGGAACAUAUAGUCAAAGCUUGGAGGAAGAAGUGCUAUCAUCGCAAGGUUCUUUUGAUUCCUCAGUUAUUCAAGCAAAUGGAGGAAUUAGAACCUACUCAGGCUCCUACUCAGAAACAGAAGAUCCUACUAUGAGCUGCAAAUUCCUCAGCAUUCAUGGUUCAACCCUUGACCAGAUAGAGAACAGUGCCUCAGUUGAGGAAUUUUACCAUUGUGCAAGUGGGAGCUCACAACUUCAAGAAGGAAUAAAAUAUAAACAGUCAGAAGUUACAGAAGAGGGGCAGACAUCAAGGCUGGAAAGAACAGAGAAUCUCAAAUGGUCUUCCUCAUUCAAUCAAGAUAACAACUUUAGAAAUCAACAAUUUCGGGUACAAGCGUUUGGAGCGAGCAGCCAUCCCCUACACAUGACUUUGGAGUCUGAACCAUGGGAAGGAGAAGGCCUUGAACCUUUCAGAGAAGAGUGCAUGUCUUCCUGGGCUUCAACUGCUUCUGGACUCAACAAGCCAAAACAACCAGGUCAAAAUGGAGGUAAAAUCAUGGUCCAACACAAUGGACAACCAAUAAGUCAAGAUAUGGCCAUGACAACCUUGAAUACCUUAUCAGGUGAGCACGUAAUGCACCAAAAAGAAGUCCAUACUAGAAGUAAUCAACUUUGCAACAAUCAUCAAGAAAAGAGGAAGGACUUCCAAUCAGAAAGCACAUCAGUCACAAUGCCUCCAACCACUGAUGCAGUAGCUAAGAUGCAGAAAAGUACCUCAUUAUCUGCUGCAAAUACCCACAAGCUCACAGAAAGACCUUCUGAUAUUGAAAGGAUGACGGCAUCAGAUAAGGGCAAAGCUACAGAAAACAGAGAGGUUCAAUCCAAUGCAAAGGAACCAAUGCAUUCUUCUGAAAACCAGCUUGGAGAAAGUAGCAGCUUAAAGCCCAAAAGAAGAAAGGCUCAGGAAGGGAAAAAUAAUGCAACUGACUGGGACCAGUUGAGGAAACAGGUGCAGGCCAAUGGUUUAAAAAAGGAAAGAAGCAAAGAUACCAUGGAUUCCCUGGAUUAUGAAGCAAUGAGAAACGCUAAUGUUAAUGAGAUUUCUAACACCAUCAAAGAAAGAGGGAUGAACAACAUGUUAGCAGAACGAAUCAAGGAUUUCUUGAACCGACUGGUUAGAGACCAUGAAAGCAUUGAUCUGGAAUGGUUAAGAGAUGUCCCCCCUGAUAAAGCAAAGGAUUAUCUUUUAAGCAUACGGGGAUUGGGGCUGAAAAGCGUGGAGUGUGUACGGCUUUUAACUCUUCACCAUCUUGCUUUUCCAGUUGACACAAAUGUUGGACGAAUAGCAGUUAGGCUGGGAUGGGUUCCUCUCCAACCACUGCCUGAGUCACUACAGUUGCACCUCCUAGAAUUGUACCCAAUACUGGAGUCAAUUCAAAAAUAUCUCUGGCCAAGAUUAUGCAAACUUGAUCAAAAUACAUUGUAUGAACUACAUUAUCAAAUGAUUACAUUCGGAAAGGUGUUCUGCACAAAGAGUAAACCAAAUUGCAAUGCAUGUCCAAUGAGAGGGGAAUGCAGGCACUUUGCAAGUGCUUUUGCAAGUGCAAGGUUCGCACUACCGGGACCUGAAGAGAGAAGUAUAACAAGUUCAACUGCUCCAAUGAUCUCUGAGACAAACCCUACCAGAGCUGGGAAUCAAAUUCCAUUACCUCCGCCAGUGCAUAACUUGCUUAAAGUAGGGCCUAAUGUUGGCAACAAUGAACCUAUCAUUGAGGAGCCUGCAACACCUGAACCAGAGCAUGCAGAAGGAUCAGAGAGUGAUAUUGAAGAUGCAAGCUAUGAUGAUCCAGAUGAAAUUCCCACAAUAAAACUCAACAUUGAAGAGUUCACAGCAAACCUACAGCAUUACAUGCAGGGCAAUAUGGAACUCCAAGAAGGGGACUUGUCAAAGGCUUUAGUAGCUUUGAAUCCUGAUGCUGCUUCUAUCCCUACUCCAAAAUUGAAGAAUGUAAGCAGGCUACGAACAGAGCACUAUGUAUAUGAGCUUCCAGAUAAACAUCCUCUCUUGAAACAGAUGGAAAAGCGGGAACCUGAUGAUCCUAGCCCCUAUCUUCUUGCAAUAUGGACACCAGGUGAAACUGCAAACUCAAUUCAACCACCAGAACAAAGUUGUGGGUCCCAGGAACCAGGAAGACUGUGCAAUGAGAAGACCUGCUUUGCUUGCAACAGUGUAAGAGAAGCUAACACUGAGACAGUCCGAGGAACCAUCUUGAUACCUUGUAGAACUGCAAUGAGAGGAAGCUUUCCCCUAAAUGGGACUUAUUUUCAAGUUAAUGAGGUCUUUGCAGAUCAUGAUUCAAGCCUCAAUCCAAUCGACGUUCCAAGGGAAUGGAUUUGGAAUUUACCAAGACGAACUGUAUACUUUGGAACAUCUGUAUCAUCAAUAUUUAAAGGACUUUCGACCGAGGGAAUUCAGUACUGCUUUUGGAAAGGAUUUGUUUGCGUAAGGGGAUUUGACCAAAAAACUCGAGCACCCCGGCCACUAAUGGCCAGAUUGCACUUUCCUGCCAGUAAGCUGGCCAAGAUGAAGACUGAAAACAACAAAUGAACCAGCCAUAAAACAAAGAUGAUUGUUACCGCAAGGUACCAACUAGUGUUGAUCCGUAAAGGUAACUAAAAUAGCCAACCAGUAUCUGCCCUUACAGAGAACAAAAAUUUGCAGCCGUAGCAGAGAAGAAAUUUUUUAACUGACAUUGUUGUACACAAUUGUUCUUUGUCUAACAUGAGAUGUAACAUGAGAUGCAUUUACCCAUGUUAGCACAUCAGAACGAACUGUUUGUUAGUGAAAUUUUGAACCCCAUGGUAAGUGGACCAAUGUAGUCUGUCAAUUUAACAAAACUGUGAUGUUAUUUAAAUUCAUGCUCUAAAGAGAGCCAUUUUUUCAAUAA